This is a messenger RNA of Chara braunii, 1029 nucleotides long. NCBI's taxonomy places the organism in Eukaryota, Viridiplantae, Streptophyta, Charophyceae, Charales, Characeae. The record is from the annotation of a GenBank genome assembly.
UCUGGAUCCAAAUGUCACCAAGCCCGCUCUCUCAUAGUCUGCUGAUGCAGUGAAGUCAGGUAACGAGAGGGUGAGAGGGAGAUGGUGCUUCCUCUUCUUCCUUUGUUGACUCUUGAUUUUGACGUGGUUACUGGUUUGCCUUUUGCUGCAACUCACUUGUUUACCCGGAGUAACAUACGUAGGGAUUACACUACGAUUGUGUGGCUUCGUCUCUUGGCUUCCAACUUUCCGGCGUCUUCUUCUAUCGUUCGGACCUGCUACAAUUGUGGCGAUCCUGGCCAUUUCGCUAGAUGGUGUCCGCAUCCUGUCAAUGGGAACGGACGUAGUAACGCUAUUGUUCCACAGCCCCUACUCACUCUUCCGUCCACCUCGACUGCUACUGCUUCUAAUGCUCUUACUACCAGUCAGUUUAGGAACAACUGUUGGUACGAAGCCAAGCAGCAGCUGAUUCUUCUGGAGAAUACCGUUGCUGAGAUCAAGCUCCUCUAUGACGCUGAUGUUGAACGAGAAAAGGCAUCGAAGGAAGAAGAAGCUCGUAAGAAGAGGGAGGCCGAGGAACUUGAACGUCGUGAACAUGAUCGCAAGGAACGGGAGGAUAUGCAUCGCAAGAUGAUGGAAGAUAUGAAUAUGAAGUGGGAGAAGAUGUGUGAGAAGAUGAAUUCUAGUAACAAUGCAAUGAAAGGGGUUAGUGAGAUUGACAGUCUUCGUAGUGAAAUCGCACGGCUCAAGACUAUUGUAGACUCCUCUGCUUGUUCUCCAUCCACUGCCAAGGCUACUGCUGAAGGUGGCGUGGUAGUUAGGCAACUGCUGAGGGAACAAGAUGCUCUGAAGAAGAAGGUUGAAGAAUCUGCCGCUUCACAACGGCGCUUGGAGAGUUUGGAGUCAGAAAUGGCUCUCAUGUAUACCAUGAGGGACGAGGCCUUGUAGGAGGUCGAGUUGUGGAAGAACGAGACGCUUCGGUCGGGCAACAAGCGGAGUUGUGCUGCUGUUACUCCCACUACUGCUGCCAGAACCUAUUCCCGGACUGCU